Prionailurus viverrinus (fishing cat) is the source of this 2886-nucleotide messenger RNA. Its product is annotated as KIAA0319 ortholog. NCBI's taxonomy places the organism in Eukaryota, Metazoa, Chordata, Mammalia, Carnivora, Felidae. Gene Ontology annotation, biological process: negative regulation of dendrite development; neuron migration. The record is from RefSeq and is a predicted model, not a curated record. Gene Ontology annotation, cellular component: plasma membrane; cytoplasmic vesicle.
CCUGCGUCCAUCCACUGUGUGGGACGGAAUGACAACCCCCACGAGUGUGCUGUCUCCGUUGCUCUUUCUGGUGACCGUCGCAGGUAGGAAGCCAAGUGGGGCCCGCGGCCAGUGCGCUGAUGGGAGGAAGCACGCCAACGCUGUCCUUCGCCCGACGUGGAAACUACUAGAAUCCUGCGGGGGACCGCACGGGCGCUUGCUGUCACCGGCCCGCCUGUGACCUGGCCUGGUGGGCGGGGGUGCCGCUGCUACCUGGCUGUUUCCUGCCUUCGUGAGGACUCCACCUGCAGGAGAGGAGUUGGGAAAGGAGACUUCUCCCCCCCAGGAACCACCCAGCAAGAGCUCUGGAGACCAGAGAAUCUGAAGAACAUACGUGAAGAACAUUGAAAUAAAUGUGCAACUGGAGGCCAGGCUGAUAUCAGAGCAUAUUUGAAAGAGAUGGUGUAGAAUUCUACUGUUGUAUGAUAUCAGACAUGGUUUUUCCAAUGGCACUGAAUCCAAUUUAUGAGAAAGGUUCUAAUGCCUUCCCGUGAUCCUCCUCCAGCCAGACCGGAGUUGAGCCCAGCCUCCACAGAGAAGAGGCCGGUUCUGGCCCCCCCAUGGAGCACGGAGCAUAGCAGCCUGAGCCUUCCCACUAGCGUCGUCCCCGGGUCCACCCCAUCUGAGCCACCUGUGUCUCCCACCGCUGCUCCCAGGACAGUGAAACAACUGGUGUCCACUGGAGAUAAUCUAAUAACUUUACCAGAAAAUGAAGUUGAACUGAAGGCUUUUGUUGUGCCGGCGCCUCCCGCAGAGACCACGUACAGCUAUGAGUGGAGCUUGCUAAGCCACCCAGUAGACUACCGAGAUGAAAUAAACGAAAGACACAUGCAAAUGCUUAGUCUCUCUCAAAUAACAGGACUUGACGCGUUCAAAGUAGCGGUUUCCGGUGAAAAUGCCUUUGAAGAAGGAUACAUCAGUGUCACUGUUCGGCCAGCCAGAAGAGUCAACCUGCCCCCCACGGCAGUGGUUUCUCCCCAGAUGCAAGCGCUCACCCUGCCUUUGACGUCAGCCUUCAUCGACGGCAGCCAUGGUACAGACGACAUGAGAAUAGUGAGUUAUCGCUGGGAAGGAAUUAACGGCCCCUUCCGAGAGGAGACCCCCGCCAAGUCCCCCGUCUGUCUGUCUAACCUUGUUCCCGGAAACUAUACUUUCAGAUUGACUGUUACAGACUCGGAUGGAGCCACUGACUCCACAACUGCAGUCCUCGUGGGCAGCGGUGCUGUGGACCAUCCGCCGGUUGCCAACGCAGGACCAAAUCAGACCAUAACUUUGCCCCAAAACGCCAUGUGUUUGAAUGGAAAUUGGAGCAGUGAUGAUAAUCAUAUUGUCCUCUAUGAGUGGUCCCUGGGUCCUGGGAGUGAGAGCAAAGAGGUGGCCAUGCAGGGCAUCAAGACACCAUACCUUCAUUUGUCUGAAAUGCAGGAAGGAAACUAUACGCUCCAGCUGAUGGUGAGAGAUUCUUCAAGACAGCAGUCCACUGCUGUGGUCACUGUGACUGUCCAGCCUCAAAUCAACAGGUCCCCAGUGGCCAUGGCCGGCCCGGACAAGGAGCUGGUCUUCCCGGUGGGGAGCACCACUCUGGACGGCAGCAGGAGCAGAGACGACCAGGGCAUCGCCCUUUACCACCGGGAGCCCGUCAGAAGUCAAGCGGCAGUGGAGAUGGGGAAUAGUGACAAGGCUGUCGCCACCGUGAGUGGGCUUCCAGUGGGCAUGCACCGCUUCCGCCUGACGGUGACAGGCCGGUGGGGGCUGAGCAGUGCCAGCAUACUCACUGUGGCCGUGAGGAAGGCUGAGUCCCAGCUCAGCGAAAAUAAUAGCCCUCCCAGAGCCCAGGCUGGUGGCCGGCAUGCGCUUGAGCUUCCCAAUAACCGCAUUACUUUGGACGGUUCAAGGAUUGUGUCCCACCUGUGGAUCCGGGACGGCCAGAGCCCAGCCGGGGAUGCCAUUGGUGCCUCUGACCGCACCGCAGCCGUGCGGCUCACCCAUCUGGUGGAGGGCGUCUACACAUUCCACUUGCAAGUGGCUGACAGCCAGGGGACCGCGGACACGGACACUGCCACCGGGGAAGUGCCGCCGGACCCCAGGAAGAGUGGCCUGGUGAAGCUGGUCCUGCAGGUGUGCGUGGGGCAGCUGACGGGGCAGCAGAAGGACAUGCUCGUGAGGCAGCUGACGGUGGAUGUUCAGGUCCCGAAGAUCCAGGCCCACUCGGGUCUCAGCACCGCGACUGUGUUUUCUGUACAGACCAGGCCGCCGUCCGUGGUUCUCGAAGCUGCCGACGUGGUGCGGGGUCUGCACAGACAGCUCCCCAAGGAGAAGGAGGAUUUCUUGCUUUUCACAGUCUUGAGGGUUGACACAGUAGACUGCCUUCUGGAGUGCUCCGGCCACGGCCACUGCGACCCCGUCACAAAGCUCUGUGUGUGCUCUCUGCUGUGGAUGGAGAACCUGAUGGAAUGUUACCUCCGGGACAGGGAGAGCAACUGUGAGUGGAGUAUAGUCUCCAUAACCUCCGUGGUUCUCACCCUUCUGACACUAACAGGGGGCUUGUCCUGGCUUUGUAUCUUCUGCUGCAAGAGACGAGAGAGGACCGAAAUAAGGAAGAACACCAGGUAUGCCAUCCUGGAUAACAUGGAUGACCAGGACAGAAUGGAGCUGAGGCCCGAAUAAUGUAUCAGACACCGAAGCACGGAGCACAACUCCAGCCUGAUGGUGUCCGAGUCUGAGUUUGACAGUGAUCGGGACACAAUCUUCAGCUGAGAACGGAUGGAGAGAGGGGAUCCAAAAGGCUCUAUGAAUGGUUCCGUCAGAAACGGGGCUUCCUUCAGCUAUGGCUCCGAGGACAGAUGA